Chilo suppressalis (striped riceborer) is the source of this 1459-nucleotide messenger RNA. Lineage: Eukaryota; Metazoa; Arthropoda; Insecta; Lepidoptera; Crambidae. The record is from the annotation of a GenBank genome assembly.
GAGAAUCUUAAAAAAAAGAAAAGAUAUCGCUUUCGUAGUCCGUUGUUUUGUUCGUUACAAAAGUAGGAAUUUUAUAAAAAUAUUACAACCUUUUAUUCACUAUUUAUAACAUAGAAACAUUAAGACUUUUUGCAUCAUGUCAAUUCAACAAUAACGUAGUUGUAAUAAAAUUUAUCUUACUUUUGGUGCUAGUCCCAAGUGUCAAUAAUGUUCAAUCCAGAUAUUAACGAUUAUCAAUUGACUUCGAUUAUAACCGAGUGUUGUGGUGGUGUUGCUGUAGUUUAUUCAGCUUUGUAUAAGCCCAGUAAUCAAAAUGUCGCCCUCAAAAGAUACUUCGUAGAUAAAACUAAGGAGAAAGCCACCUUGAUCCAGCAAGACAUUAUGACGAGAAAAGAACUACAGCACCAAAACAUCUUACCUUAUUUGACCUCUUUUGUGAACGGCCGAGAGCUCUAUGUGGUCUCACCGUUGAUGACGUUUGGUUCAUGUCGUGAUAUCCUCGACCGCUACUUUCAUGAAGGACUGCCAGAACUUGCAUGUGCCAUAAUAUUGAGAGACGUUUUGCUGGCCCUCCAAUAUCUUCACAAGCAAAUGUUUAUUCACAGGAGUGUCCGCGCGAGUCACGUGCUAGUAGGAGCAGACGGGUCGUCUCGCCUGUCGGGCCUGCGCAGCGCGGCGAGUGUGGCGGUGCGCGGUCGACGCGCUCGUCUGCACCGCCUGCCGCCACCAGACCACGACAACGCGAACCUUAUGUGGCUCAGCCCUGAACUACUCGAACAGAAUCUCAAAGGCUACGACGAACGUUCGGACAUAUACUCGUUGGGGGUGCUGUGCUGCGAGCUGGCCAAUGGUGCAGUUCCAUUCGCUGAAGUCCCCACUACGUUAAUGUUCACUGAGAAGGUUAAAGGAAGCAGACCGCAGCUUCUGGACUGCUCUACCUUUCCAGAACCUUGCCUCGACGAUGGAGAAAUGAAAAGUAUGUAUAACACUGAUAGUGGCGUAGGUGAUACCGCAGACGGUGUGACAAGAUUACGUCAAGUGUAUGCGACGAGGAAGCUCACCGACUCAUUCCAUCAUCUCAGCGAGAUGGCGCUACAGAGAGACCCAGAGAAAAGGCCGACAGCGACCCAGCUAUUGAAUCACUUGUUCCUCAAGCAGAUCCGGAAGACGGACUACCUGCCAGGACUUAUCGGCCGAGUGAAGCCGAUCAAACCCGACCCUAACGACAUGUCAGCGCUUCUGCUACAACAGAAAAUGUCAGAGAUGGACAUUGAAAAGACAACGGAAUGGGAUUUCUAGCUGUAAUAAAGCACUAGUGUUGCCAAGAAUAAUCCCCCAGUGCCUCUACGUUCGUGUCACCAACAUCGAUGUAUUUUGUGUAUAGAAUGAUUCCGUACAUUAUUGUAACAUAGAAAAUUUAGAUGCUGAAAAUGUUAUUAAUAAACUGAUAAUUGUUAAA